AUGCUGUGUCAAGGUGGAUGUGCGUGGAGUUGGCGCACGUGGCCACAAACACAAACUGUUUACCAGGCGCGAAUAUCCCAAGAACGUCGAGCCACCAUUCGCCUUUUCGCGCCAGACUGGGCCCUACCUCGGCGGGGAAGCGGGGGAACUGGACUGCAGGUUUCCGCGUCCAUUCCGUCGACACAACACGACGAGCAGGACGAUGCUGCGCCACACGAGGAAGAGGAGGAGGAGGAGGAGGAGGAGGAGGAGGAACAUCUUACUACAGAAGCCACCAUACUGAAUGAUGGAUUCCAUCGUACGCGGUGUACAGAAAAAUUAACAUCGUCAUAG
Molecule: messenger RNA, 333 nt
Organism: Prorocentrum cordatum
Lineage: Eukaryota; Dinophyceae; Prorocentrales; Prorocentraceae
Source: the annotation of a GenBank genome assembly